AUGGAGACGGGAGAAUAUGUCCAGGGUAGCGUUUACUUCUACGCCCCUAACAAAGGAGCGCCGGUGUUCUUCGCCGUGGCCUUUGCGAUGUCAGGGGCUCUACACACUUACAACUGCAUACACUACAAGAGCUGGCGUCUAACCGGCCUCUAUGUCUUUUGCGCCCUGCUCUUCACCGUGGGCUUCAUCAUCCGUGAGGCGGGCGCCUUCGACUACGGGGACCUGAUCAAGUACAUCGUCAGCACCUGUCUGAUCUACGCAGCACCACCCCUCCUCGAACUCGCAAACUACAACGUCCUCGGCCGCAUCCUCUACUACGCACCUUACCACUCACCCAUCCACCCCGGCCGAGUCAUCUCAACCUUCGCCUUCAUCUCCAUCGUCAUCGAAAUCCUCAACGGCAACGGCGUCGCCUACAGCGUCAACCAAUCCCUGACCCCCGCCCAGCAAGACAUGGGCCGGGCGCUCCUCAAAGCCGCCCUGGUCAUGCAACUCGGCGUCCUCUUCCUCUUCACCCUCCUCGCGGGCACCUUCCACCGGCGCUGCGUGCGCGCGGGACUGCGCAACCCCAACCUCCUCAACGCGCUCUACACGCUCUACGCGUCCACCUUCCUGCUCGCGGUGCGCACCGUCUUCCGCGUGGGCCGAGCCACGCUGAUGCUGCUGAACCAUGUGCUGAUGAACGUGCGCCAUCCGAGGAAGUACCUGCCCCAGAGCACCAAGACCUAUCUCGCGCUGGAUGGCGUGACCGAGGUCAAGGGGCCCGGGUAUAAGGAUGGGCGGCCGUUUGUGGUCACGCUGCUUGAUCCGUUUGACCUGUGGGGGCUGGUGAAGGGGCGGGAUAAGGAGACGAGGUUUUGGGAGGUUGGGGAGGGGAAGGUGGUGAGGGAUGGGGAGGCACAGGUGUGA
Molecule: messenger RNA, 909 nt
Organism: Chaetomium globosum CBS 148.51
Lineage: Eukaryota; Fungi; Ascomycota; Sordariomycetes; Sordariales; Chaetomiaceae
Exons: 5
Coding region: 1-909 (302 amino acids)
Cellular component (GO): membrane
Source: RefSeq, a predicted model, not a curated record